UCUUACACCCUUCACACCCCCUUCACUUCCCCUUAUACACACUCAAAUCGCUACCCCUAUGUCACAAAUCGAUCAUUCAAUGUACAAACCGCUAUUUCUAAUUCUGCUGACCCUAAACAUCUCCUUCCUGCUCUACAAGCUCAUUCGUGCCAUCAUGCGCAGUACAAGGCGUAGAUCGCCACCAAGCGAUCUUGUGCUCGUUAUAAUAGUGAACAAGGACCUGAAAAUGUCUAAGGGAAAGGUGAUUGCACAGGUGGGCCAUAUGGUAUCAAAGGUUGUUAGAAAGGCUGUGAAUGUGGAUGAGUGGGUGGACAAUGGAGAGGCUAAGAUUGUGCUGAAGGCUGGUUAUGAGGAGAUGAGGAGCAUUGGACGGGGUGCGAAGAGUGCAGGAGUGCCUGUUAACAGCAUUUAUGACGCGGGGCGAACGCAGGUACCUGCUGGCAGUAACACCUUGAUUGGUUUGGGGCCGUGGAGCAAAGCGGAAGUAUCGGUUUAUACAAAAGAUUUGAAAAUGUAUUAGAACGGUUGUGGGCAGGGAUAGGAGCUGCGUGCAUAGUGGGCAGAGCUGGUGAAGUGCUACAAAAUGCUGGCCGUGCUAUCCGUUCAUAGAACGGACCUAAAAAUAUUAAAAACGUUCUAAAAAGAUAAA
Messenger RNA from Vavraia culicis subsp. floridensis, 649 nucleotides. RefSeq names its product peptidyl-tRNA hydrolase. The record is from RefSeq and is a predicted model, not a curated record. Gene Ontology annotation, cellular component: cytosol; mitochondrion. Gene Ontology annotation, molecular function: peptidyl-tRNA hydrolase activity. The transcript has a single exon. NCBI's taxonomy places the organism in Eukaryota, Fungi, Microsporidia, Pleistophoridae. Bases 59 to 520 code for a protein of 153 amino acids.